Messenger RNA from Sarcophilus harrisii (Tasmanian devil), 2450 nucleotides. It is a transcript of the gene TNFSF13, whose product is annotated as TNF superfamily member 13. Gene Ontology annotation, molecular function: receptor ligand activity; tumor necrosis factor receptor binding. Gene Ontology annotation, biological process: immune response; positive regulation of isotype switching to IgA isotypes. Lineage: Eukaryota; Metazoa; Chordata; Mammalia; Dasyuromorphia; Dasyuridae. The record is from RefSeq and is a predicted model, not a curated record. Gene Ontology annotation, cellular component: membrane. Bases 1339 to 2073 code for a protein of 244 amino acids. The transcript has 6 exons.
GGCGGUUUAGGGAUCAGAAUAGUAUUUGAAGGGAAUGAGGUUUAAAGAGAAUUGGGUGCUUCGGAGGGAAGGGGGAGGACAUAUGGAUUCCUGAAGGUUGGAGGAGUUGGAAGGGGUAGAGGUGUGGGUGGUUCUAAAUCCUAAGUAGGAACAGAAACUAUGCUGCCUGAAGUGAGGAUCAUAGGACUUGAAUUAAAAGGGACUUUUUAGAUCAUCUAGUCCAAUCCCUUCAUUUUAUAAAUGAAGCCAUAAAGGAUAGUGACUUUCUAGAGUCAUGCAGUAAAUAAAUGGCAAGUCUUCCAACUCUAAGUCCAGAGCACUUUCCAUUACAUAAAACCCAAACUAUGAAACAGAAAUUAGGCCUCUGACCAAGAUACAAAACUUUGCUUCAUUUACCUAUUAAGCUUCAUUUUCUACCUAGAGGGGGAAAUCCCUUGGGCUAGGUGGGGCAGAGACUUCCUCCUGGCCACCCAUAGUACACGAAUUAGGUAUGGAGCACAGGGAGAAUUUUUUUUGGUAUAGAAUAGAGAUAGGAUGAGGUGAGGUGAAGUGGGAUGGGGGGAAUCAAAUCAGCAAACAAGCGGACCUAGCAAUACACUUGGGAAGAUUAUCACCUUGUCCAGUGGAGGGAAAUUUUGGUUAAGCUAUUUCAAUGUUGUUUCUUUCUGGUAAUCUCAUAUAAGAACUUUUCUCUGGAAACAGGAAGUCAAUCGCUUGCCAAGUUCAGCACAGAGAGUAACAGGACAUGUUCUAACACACCCCAGUCCUAGCCAUAACCCCACAGCUUGGGCCAGUUUAUUGCUUUUAAGUUCUGACCUCCCCCCUCUGCUUGCUAUUUACCUUCCCAACCCCAGAUUUAAAUUUAUCCCCACCUAAUCUCUUCCCUUGGCCCAUAAAAGUUUUCCUCAUCACUUAAACAAGGGAUUCCAUCUAAUCAUUAAACUCUUUUCUAAGUUUCCCUCCCCCAUCUCUAGGCUGCUCCCACCCUCUUCAGUCUGUCCCUCCCCCUUCAGUCCAUUUUCCCUGGGUAUUGCUGUAUGAUGUGUCUCUUGGCAGCCAACCUUCCAUUGCCUGGGAGACUGAAACCCAUUCUUUCUCUUGGAGUUGUGAAUGAGGUGGAGGGGGAAGUUUGAUCUUGAGGUGAUCAGGAGGUCCAAUUUUGGGGGCACCUGAGAAAUUGGAUAUUUCCUUUCCUCCUCCCUCUUUUCUCAAGUUCCCUUUUACUUUUCCCUUGCGUAACUUUCUUCCUCCUUUCUAUCUCUCCCACUCCUCACCCCCCCCCCCCUCCGUUACCCUCUAUUGUGACACACAGCUGCUAGCAGGAUCCUCAGGCUAGUCAUGUCUCCUUUACUAUCUCCCAAGCCCCUCCCUGGGGGUCCAAGCCGAGACCCAGCAUUCUUGGUUUCCCUUUGGUUGAGUUGGGGGACAGCUUUAGGGGUAGCAGCCUGUGCAGUGGUACUACUAAUUCAGCAAGCAGAGCUCCAGACCCUGAGGGGAGAGGUGGCCCAGCUGAAAGGGAAUGGAGGGUCUCACCAGAAGGGAGAUAGGCAGCCUUUGCUGAUCCUCCACAAGCAGGACACUGAUGAAAUGGAAGCUUUGAAGGAUGAGGAAAUAACUAGAAGGAAGAGAGAAGUCCUCACCCAAGAACAUCAGUACAAGAGAAAACGUUCAGUUUUGCACCUUAUUCCCAUUAACAGUACCUCCAGAGAGGAUUCUGAUGUGACAGAAAUAAUGUGGGAGCCAGCACUGACGCAUGGUAGAGGUCUGGAACCACAAGGACAUGUUGUUGGAGUCCGGGAGACUGGAAUGUAUCUCCUGUACAGCCAGGUGCUGUUUCAUGAUGAAACUUUCACCAUGGGCCAGGUGGUUUAUCGGGAAGGGCAAGGAAGAGAGAUCCUAUCCCGAUGUGUCUGUAGCAUGCCCUCCGAUCUCCACCAAGCCUAUAACAGCUGCUAUACUGCAGGUGUGUUCCAGUUAUACCAAGGGGACAUUUUGAGUCUCACAAUUCCUCGGGCAGGAGCUAAACUUGAUCUCACUCCCCAUGGCACUUUCUUGGGUUUAGUGAAACUCUGAGCUUUGAGAAGAGAUUAACAUAUAUAUAUAUAUGCUCCAGCCAAAGGAUAGACUAGGCAAAGGCCUGGUACUUUAGAACAGAGACUACUUCCUGAUUUUGACCUAAUUCUCUCCCCUGUCCCUUUUCUUUCUAUUCUUCCUUCUUUUCUCCCUACUCCUACAGACAAAUUUGGGGCAGAAGUAUAAAGGAUCUGAUCUUCUGGACCCCAAUUCUUUACUGCAUCUUACUCUCCAACCUAUACUGUACUGCUAGAAUUCUUCCACAACAGCAGUACCGCCUAGUGGCAAAUUGGUGACAUUAUCCUCUCAGUGUACUGAAUUUCACACUGCCUUGUUCCAAAAUAUUAAAUAUAUUCCUACUCAACCAUGUUCCAUAA